AUAUCUUUUUUAUACUUGUUGUUUUUACUUUGCUGUUCCUUUGACUGCGAAUUAAUCCCCAAUAAUUUUUUGUGAUAUCACAAUGCCCAGCACCCUGAGCGCAUCCGAAAGUCUCCAGGCUCCAAUCGCCGGAGUAAAACCGCAUUUGCAACCAUGGGAGGUGAUUGCGUGGUCUCCAGAACGCCUGGGCAGCAUAUAUUCGGACUGGGCCCAAUUCUUCGGCAAACAGCGGUACGCGAAUGGACUUCGCUACUUCAACAAUGCCCUGGACCUGAAUCCAUUCAACGCCAGAGCUCUGAUGCGCCGGAGUCAGUUGAAAAGAUCCAUGGGUCUGGCACCGGAGGCUCUGAAGGAUUGCUCUCAAGCAGAAGAUUUGCUGAUGAGCCUAAAGCCACCAGUCACGAAUCCCAAUGUCAGUUUGGAGGUUUGCGACGCUCUCUAUGAAUGCAACCGACUGGAGAAUUCCAAAAUAAACCUGCAUUCCCAUCUGAGGCGAUUUAGCUCCGCUCAGACAGUGCCCGUUGUCGAACGCCUGGAUGUGCUAAGCGAAAACUUCCGGGACACAUUAUCAGAAGAUACCACCAUGUCGGUUCAACGUCUAAUCAAUCGCAUGAUGGGCAGUCUAGCUAAGCAGCCCAAGGAUUUAAAGGAUAAUUGCGAUGUGGUUAGCAUAUUGGGAAAAGAGGAAGUACAUCUGUCGCCGCUGGAAACAGCGAGACGGAAGAGGCACUUUAAGAUUUAUAACCAGUCGUACCUGAACAAGUGCUGGGUGGAUGUGGCCUUCCUCAAGAGACUACGCGAUGAUCCCAAUGUGCAGCCCAAACAUUGUCAGAAGUCAUCCGAGUAUUUGGGCAAACUGAUGGCAAGCAAUUACAAAGCGGAGCGCACUCUAACGAAAAUGCUGCAGACCCGAUGUCCCAUGUACGCCCUGCAUAGUCAGAAAUACCCCAACGAGGGGUUCUACAAUAAGCAGAGGGAGGAGAAUCUAUAUCGCAUUCAGUACCAGACGAGACGAAAUAUGUUUAAGAUUCUGCGCAGUAUUCGACUGCUGAUAAGAGUUGGGGAAGUAAAUAAACUGUCAGCAUUUAUUGAGGAGGUCAUGGGCGAUUAUGUCACCAUCAAGACUCAUCGCGUAAUGCCGUGGAAGUUUGAAUUCACUAAUGAGGUUUACAACUAUUUGGCUCUAGCCCGCAUUAAUGAAUACAAAAUCCCCAGCAAUAUGACCGUCUUGCAGGGUAGACAACGCCUUUUGACACUUUUUAGACUGCCCCUCAAUAAUAGUCAGGAGAUAAAGAAAUCAAAGCUUAAGCGACCGAGUACUCUGAAUAUAACCAGAUCGGCUACCACAGAUCCCAAGGCGGAGAAAUUUAAGAAACAAGUUACCCGUCUGGAGAAUCGGAUGCGGUUUGCUGAGUAUCACAUAGAACGCGCCUAUCUUUUGCAUGAACUGGCUCAAGAGCACCUGGAUUUUAAUUCAUUUGACGUGGCCUGCUCCAUGGCCCGAAAGUCCCUGGAGGAGGCCAUCAAAUGCAAGAGUAUUAUUUGGAGCUUCUUGAGUCUGAUCGUUAUAUGCAAGGCUCACGCUAUUCUAGGAAAGAUCGAGCAAGAAAAGGAAAUCCUCGCUGAGACUUUCGCGCUGGCGAAGAAAAUGAAGAACCUUGACUUGUGCCUGUUCAUAGACAUCUGCAUGAAGGUCAAUGCGGAGGAGAUGGAAAUGAAGAGAAUGACCAUGACGUCAGACCUGAUCUCAAAGAAGAAGAGCCUAGGCUCUAGAAUGUUCCAAAGUAACGAUCAAGUCAAUGAGGAUCGUAACCAAAUUACUUAGGAAAUAUCAAAAAACAAAAGUGGGAUAUUUACAAUGUUCCUUAAAAUAAAAAAACAUUUUAUCUCAAC
Molecule: messenger RNA, 1893 nt
Organism: Drosophila takahashii
Lineage: Eukaryota; Metazoa; Arthropoda; Insecta; Diptera; Drosophilidae
Gene: wa-cup
Product: walker cup
Molecular function (GO): protein binding
Source: RefSeq, a predicted model, not a curated record